AUGCUCAACCAAUUCCACCCCAGCUGUCUGCGGCGGAUACUAAAGCUGGGAUUGCAGGACCGGAUCCUAGACACGGGCAUACUGGAACGGAGGGAAAUCCUCAGCACCAAAGCCCUGCACUGGCGCAGCUACCUCGUGCGGCUGGACGACGAAUGGUUGCCCAGACGAUUUUUCUGUGGAGAUGUCGUCACGGGCUCCCGCCGAAAAGGAGACCUAGUCCGACGCUACAAGGACACUCUGAAUACUUCCUUGAGACGCCUACAGAUAAAUUCGGCCAACUGGGAAGACCUCAUCCGGAACCGACCAAGCUGGCAGAGAGCAGUGAAGGCAAGCGCAGUAAUCUACGAAACCAACCGCAUCACCGCUGCCAAAGCCGUACGCGAACCUCGCAAAUGUCGACUGUCCUCACCUCGAAACGCAAACGCUCGACCGUCCCCAUUUUGCCCACGAUGCCAGUUGAUCUUCCGGGCAGCCAUCGGUCUUUUCGGACACCUUCGGACCAACUGCAGCACCCGGACGACACCAGUUGUUGUUCCCCCGUCCACCAUCGUCUCGCCCCCCACGCCGACAAUCAACACUGACCGCACUCCUGGACCCCUAACGCCAUCAUCCAUCGCCUCAAUAUCCGUUGCGGCGUCACCUAUAUCCCCCUCCCCCCACCACUGCACACAAUUCUCACACACCGACGAACAGCAACCUCACCAUCGCCAACACCAGGAAUGUGGACUCGGUCCAAACAUGUCUUCGUUGCGAUCGCAUCUCCACCUCACACGUCGCCCUGGUCGAUCACUUGCAAAUCCAUCCCACAGAGACUGGCGGACCAGUGCCUGGUGCACCCACAUACAGUCGCCGUAUCCGCCUUCACUGUCUACACUGUCCCCGCACAUUCACUUACCACAAAGAGCCUACUAG
Molecule: messenger RNA, 912 nt
Organism: Spirometra erinaceieuropaei
Lineage: Eukaryota; Metazoa; Platyhelminthes; Cestoda; Diphyllobothriidea; Diphyllobothriidae
Source: the annotation of a GenBank genome assembly